This is a messenger RNA of Moneuplotes crassus, 1113 nucleotides long. NCBI's taxonomy places the organism in Eukaryota, Ciliophora, Spirotrichea, Euplotida, Euplotidae. The record is from the annotation of a GenBank genome assembly.
AUGUUGUUCAAAACUUUGGUUUUAUUGGCUGCCUUCCAGGUGGUUUUAGUGUCGGGUUCCCCUGAAUUUGUGGGUAUUGGUAGAGGGCUGGCGACUUCUACUAGCUCUGCAGACUGAAGAACCUGCAUUAAUAAUAGUGCUCAGAGAUGGUGUGCUUCCACUGGCACAGAACAGACUAUUGGAGAGUGAUGCAAUUCAGGAGAUACUACAGGAUAUUGUGCCUCAAGUAGUUCAGGAAAUAGCUAUGUUUGAUCCAACUCCAACAGCAUUGAGAGUAUGUCUUCUAAUUAUAACGGAGGCCUCAUACUAUGUCCUGUUGAUGGUACUAUUUGAGGAGUCAGAAGUUAUUCUCUUAGUGACAGAUCGAAGAGAUAUAUAUUGAAGUCCUUAUCAAUUACUUCAAAUGUAGUAUGUUCAUAUAGAUUAUUCACAACCAAUGGAGAUGUUUCAAAGGUCAAGGUAAAGGCGAAGUCAUUGGCCAAUAUGAAUGCAACUCUAUUCACAGGGCCGAGAGGCAAGAAUGAGUACAAGUAUGUAGCUCGAUUGGCAGUAGAUACUGAAGUGGGACCGACCUUUGAUACUUCCACUGACAUCUACAUUGUCUUUGAGCCUUACACUUCAGCCAACAGUAACUCCAUACAGGGAGUUAUCCAUUUUCAGAUAGGAGAUGGAGAUAAAUUAGGAGUUGUUGUUAUCGUAGUAGUGGUCUGAAUCUGCUGCUGUUGCAUUUGCUGCUGAGUUGUAGUUGGGAUUUGCAUUUGGAGAGCAAGGAAGAAGGGAAAGCAUGACAAGAAGGUAGACAAAGAUAAUCCUAACCCAGAACCAUCUUACGAUAACUCACAAACCAGAAGACAUGUUCGUAAUGAGACCAGACAUCAGUUGAGAAAAAAGGACAAAAACACAACAUCAUCUGCCAUAAAGACUGAGAAGGAUCCUGAAAAAGAAGAAAGUUCCUCCUAUCAUCUUCCCCCGAUUAGGAACAUGUACAACAGGCCAAAUAGAUAUAAUAAGAAAUACUAAGAAAUUAUAGAGAAGUAUGUUAUGGCUGUAAUCUUUAGAAAUCAAGUUGUCUCAGAUAUAUGGACCAAGUAUCCUGAGUAAACAAACAGAUUU